UACUUUCAAACAAAGCAAAGAUAUUUAAGUUAAUCGUAGCUAAUGCCAUUAUUAUGCUAAUUGAAUAAUUAACCGACUAAUUUACAAAAUUUGCUUUUUUCAUAAUAGAUAUAUUUUUUACAUUUACCUCCUUUUAUUUUGAAAGUACCGGAUGUGUUUGUAUGUUUUAAGGCUGCUCUCUUGACCGACCGCGGACUGCUUCUCUGCCUCAGCUGAAGAACAAAUCGACGCAGCUGGGCUUGCAUCAAGUAUCAACCCUGGACGCCUAAAUUGAGGAAUUUACCAUCACUUCAAAUUCAACAGCAGCAUUUUUGCAGAGUUAAAUAGAAACAGUAAGCAAAUGAAAUAAGUGUCAACUAGCCGUAACCACAGAAACAGGCUAGAGGCAAAGAAGCCAAAACAAAACAUCAAAACCCGGCAAACAAAGAGGUCCUUUUUUCAACGCCAACAUUUUUCCUCCAUAUUCAAUAGUUAUGAGUCAUGUGGCCGUCGAAAAUGCCCACGGUCUAGAGCAGCAGCUGGCUGUCCUGGACUUGAGUGCUCCAGAUGGACAAGGCGGAGGGCGAUAUGUUCCUCCGCAUUUACGGAACAAAGACGCAUCCAAGAACGUGGGAAACGCUUUUGCUGCAGGACGACCGGGCGGGUACACCAUAGCUCCUGCAGCAAAUUACGGUUGGGACGCAGGGCGCAACAACUUUGUCAACGGCUACCAUGACAACCGCAUGAGCGGGAACUCGUUCAACCGUGGCCCGCCACGCAUGGAGCGUGGGCGAGGCGGUGUUGCGGGAGGCGGUUACCGUGGCAACAGGGGCGGAGCGUUCAACCCCAUUAACCCCAUUAACCCCAUUAACCCCGCGCAGCCCAUAAGCUUCGAUGCCGGUGGCUGGAACACGGCCAAAGACGCCUAUAGCAGCUUUGGCAACAACCGAGGAAAGUCUGCGUUCUUCAACGACAGAGGCAACGCCAGCAGAGGAAGGUUCGAUCACGGUGGAUUCGGUGGUGGCGGAGGAGGAAACAGCCGCUGGGUGGAGGAGUCCAGGGACGAUGGCGACUGGUCCAAGCCGCUGCCGCGUAACGAACGCCUGGAACAUGAGCUGUUCUCCGGCAGCAACACUGGGAUCAACUUCGAGAAAUACGACGACAUUCCCGUUGAGGCUACAGGACAAAACUCCCCUCAUCACAUCGAGAGUUUCCAAGAUGUCGACAUGGGUGAGAUUGUCAUGGGCAACAUUGCUCUGAGCCGCUACACCAGACCAACUCCUGUGCAGAAAUACGCCAUUCCUAUCGUGAAAUCCAAGAGAGACCUCAUGGCCUGCGCACAGACGGGAUCUGGAAAGACGGCCGCGUUCCUGCUGCCAAUUCUCAGCCAGAUCUUCACAGACGGACCAGGAGAAGCUCUGAAUGCAGCCAAAGCCUCAGGACAGGAAAAUGGGAAGUAUGGCCGGCGUAAGCAGUACCCCAUCGCCCUGGUACUGGCCCCAACCAGAGAACUGGCGCUGCAGAUCUACGAAGAAGCCAGGAAGUUUUCGUACCGCUCCAGAGUGCGUCCCUGUGUGGUGUACGGCGGGGCAGACAUUGGCCAGCAGAUCAGAGAACUGGAGAGAGGCUGCCACCUGCUGGUAGCAACUCCUGGCAGACUGGUGGACAUGAUGGAGAGAGGCAAGAUUGGACUGGACUACUGCAACUACUUGGUGCUAGAUGAGGCAGACCGCAUGCUGGACAUGGGCUUUGAACCACAGAUAAGACGCAUCGUGGAGCAGGACACCAUGCCGCACAAAGGCAUCAGACAAACCUUGAUGUUCAGCGCUACGUUUCCUAAAGAGAUCCAGAUCCUGGCGAGGGAUUUCCUGGAGGAUUACAUCUUCCUGGCAGUGGGCAGAGUGGGUUCCACCUCGGAGAACAUCACACAGAAGGUGGUGUGGGUUGAAGAGAGUGAUAAGAGAUCUUUCCUUUUGGAUCUGCUCAGUGCUACAGUCAUCCCCAACGAGGUACAGGACAAUACUGGAGACAACGUAGAGAAACCUGGGAAGGACUCCCUGACCCUCGUCUUCGUGGAGACCAAGAAAGGAGCCGACGCCUUGGAGGACUUCCUGUACCGGGAGGGCUACGCUUGCACCAGUAUCCAUGGCGACCGCUCCCAGAGAGACCGCGAGGAGGCACUGAACCAGUUCAGAUCGGGAAAGUGCCCCAUUCUUGUCGCCACGGCGGUCGCAGCUCGAGGUCUGGACAUCUCCAACGUGAAACAUGUUAUCAACUUCGACCUUCCAAGCGACAUAGAGGAGUACGUCCAUCGCAUCGGACGUACGGGGCGAGUCGGAAACCUGGGACUGGCCACGUCAUUCUUCAACGACAAAAAUGGGAACAUCACAAAGGACCUGCUGGAUAUCCUGGUAGAGGCUAAACAGGAGGUUCCCUCAUGGCUGGAGAGCCUGGCCUAUGAACACCAGCACAAGAGUAGCAACAGGGGGCGCUCUAAGAGGUUCUCUGGUGGUUUCGGAGCUCGGGAUUACCGCCAGACGGCUGCCGGGGGCAACGCCGGAGGGUUCGGGGGGCGGGGUGGACGCAACCAGCAGGGACACGGAGGAAACCGUGGCUUCGGAGGAGGUGGUUUUGGCAACUUCUACACAAGCGACGGCUACGGAGGAAAUUACUCCCACUCUCAAGUGGAUUGGUGGGGAAACUAGGUGUCUCCAUUCCAUCUCUCCUCAUCUUUCUUUCCUCCUUUGACUCCUUUUCCAUCAUUUCUCCCCAACCAUGUCAUCCACAACCCCUCCGUCUCGUCACCUCUACUAUUCCCUGGAACCUCCAUGCAUGUUAUUAAACUAUUUAUACUCAUUUAUAUAUCCCCUCCUUCUAGUCCCAGUCAGUCAUGUCUUUUAUUAGCUUUAGAUUCUCUCGUGCUUUCCAUCUUCAUUUUGUUUCCUUUACGUUCUUGAUCUCUCCUGGUAAAGUUGGCCACUUUUAUAAAGGAUUCUUGGAUUUUGUUUUGUUACUUCCUAACAAAGUUCGAGUUGUUCUCAAAGCCCCUCAUAUAGGACGAUUUACGGACAUCUAUAGGGCAGCAUUCUUUUUUCUUUUUUUUUUUUGUGACCUUUAGAUUUGAGUUUUAGCUUCAUGUUUACCAGUCAGGCAGGCUCCCUGUGUAACUUUGUAUUUAAGCGCAUGGCCACAUUGUAAAUCACCGGCCAAAAAUUUUGUAAAAGGCGGAGCUGGGCGAGACGGCAAGGCAAAAUGUCCGACAUAGGAACUUUAUGUGUUCUCCUUCAUUUCUAACCUGGAGUUUUUCACUUUUUAAAGCGUCGAUAUUUGAGUUACUGAUGUCUGCCGAAGAAAACGACAAACUGACCCCACCGAACUCCCAAACCAGUGAAAUGUCAGUUUUGCCCACUAGAAGGCGCUUGUUAAAACUUGAUUUCUUCAACUCCAACCAACAAUGUAGAGAAUCCUUUUGUUUCUGUACUGUGCCUUUAAGAAUUGAAACUCUGUGUAUGUUGCUUUUCUCACUAUAAUACCUAACUGGCUGCAAGUAUAGUUUUUAAAGGUUACUGUAUUUAAUGUCAUGUGUGGGUUUAAACGCGCACUUCUUCAUUCCCGUUUGGACGGAGUCAAACUAGGCUUGAACUAAAUCAAACCUUGGCAAAAAAACACCAAAAAGAAACGCACAAAACAAAAACUAAAACGGACGUAACGAGGAAAGCUGAAACUCCUCAUGUCCUCUUAGAGGUAGAAAAAAAAAAUCACCAAAUGAGCGGGUUUUCCCUGAAGCUUAUGACCUCUGUAGAGACAUUUGAACUUGUUCUCAGCUUGGUUGUAGGUUCUUUUUGUUUAGUUUUUUUGGGUGGGGGGGGGGAUACUUGUAUUUUUUUUUUUCUUCUUUUGCGUCAAAUCCGGAGCUCAAACUCCAGCUAGCAGCUUGGUUUCCCCACAGCCUUUGUCACUAAUUGUCGGCCUCCACUCCUCUGGCGUCAUUAACUGUUGGUAAAAGCUGAUCCAGGGGUUUCUUGGUCAUCUUAAAGUCAAACAAACAAGACUCUUAACGCCCAAAAUCGAUAGUUUUUCUUUAUCCGACUCUUAGUGCCGCCAUGCUGUUGGGAAACCGAAUCUGCUCCCACCUCAAACCUCAGUCUUAGUUCUUACAAUCUUCCUGCAACUCUCAAAAGUAAGUUAAAGGGGGGAAAAAACCAACAAAAAAAACCAUGCUCACUCUAUCCUGGAGAGUUAAACAAAAAGCCUUCUCUUCAAUAAAUCUUUCCAGUUUUAUUAUUAAUUUGUUCGGUCCUUCAAAUCUGUCGAGGUAAAGCGUUGGAAUUUUUUUUUUUUCUUCUUUUAUUUUUACUGUAGUGACAACUGGGGCUUCCAGACGAUGAAAUGCUGCAUUUCCAGAGCACAUUAUAGCCACAGUCUUAAUGACUUUUUGUCCUAAGUAAGCUACUUGAUUUUUUUUUCCCCCCCCCAUCAUUUUGCAGAGGUAUCACCUGGUUAAAAAACAUUCUCACCUUCUUUUUGAGGCUUUUUUUCCCCUCUCCAAUUUAAAUGUCCUCUAAACUUUAACCCUGCUUUAACUGGUUAAGUUAAAGCAGUCCGAACCAGAGCUGCUAAAAUGUGCUGGUGGAAAAGCUGCAUCCCCGGGGAAGUCCUGCUUGGCUCUGUCGCAGACUCUGCCAAACCGACUCUGCGCCGACAUUAUCUGCACUUCGUUUACUUGAUUGAAAAAAAAAAAAAACA
Messenger RNA from Gambusia affinis (western mosquitofish), 4725 nucleotides. It is a transcript of the gene ddx3xb, whose product is annotated as DEAD-box helicase 3 X-linked b. Gene Ontology annotation, cellular component: P granule; nucleus. Gene Ontology annotation, molecular function: ATP binding; RNA binding; RNA helicase activity. The transcript has 20 exons. The coding region runs from base 474 to 2684 and encodes 736 amino acids. Gene Ontology annotation, biological process: cell differentiation; gamete generation. Lineage: Eukaryota; Metazoa; Chordata; Actinopteri; Cyprinodontiformes; Poeciliidae. The record is from RefSeq and is a predicted model, not a curated record.